Messenger RNA from Oldenlandia corymbosa var. corymbosa, 858 nucleotides. NCBI's taxonomy places the organism in Eukaryota, Viridiplantae, Streptophyta, Magnoliopsida, Gentianales, Rubiaceae. The record is from the annotation of a GenBank genome assembly.
AUGGCCUGCUGGAUAAUAACCGCAGGAAAACCAUCCUUUUUGUUGCUGAAAUCAAACCUCAAAAGGAACCCUUUAUUAACCCCGACUUCCUUUAAACUUUCCUUUCAACACCACAAAGUCCAACCCCCAAUCCAGUUGAUUGGUAGCAACAAACAUGACAAUAAACUCUUGAGUUUUGAUUCCAAUCGCAACUUCUCCAACGUUUCUAUAAAGACCACUUGCAAUGCCACUAGUAGUAGUAGUAGUGACAGCUAUGAAGUCACGACGUCUAAUAAUAAAAUCGAUAAAACCACAUGGGAAGCUUUUUGCGUUGGCUUUGUGUUCUUGGUUGUUAUCCCACUCGCUGGCUUUAUUGGCGCGAUUUUGAGGGAGCCGCCUGAGAUGGCAAUGUUUGCCACCUUAAUUGCAUUAUUCCCCAUCACGAUGGUUGUUCAAUGGUAUAAUCAUCAUGCGCCGAUGACUCAUUCUACUCUCACGCUGCAGGCUGAUGUGGAGUGGGGCAUUAUAGAAGCAUUUGAACAACACAAUCGACUUUCUACGGAGGAGCGUACUAAGUUUGAUGAUGAGACACAUGUCGAUGUCAACAACAUACAAAUGCGAAGUUCAACUCACCAUAGAUCAGACAAUGGAUUUAGUAAUGAGGGCAUUGUGGUGACAAUAAUAGUUACUGCCAAAGGAAAACACAGUCUGUCUACCAUAAAUAGUGGUGUAGACUUGAACGAAGCGUUAGAAAAGCUUGCAUCCUUUCCAUCAAAUAAAAUAGAGGCGAUUGAGAUUUUGUGGACUCCCUUGAGUAAAAGCAAUGUAUUGUCUGAGCAAGAGUUGCUUAAAGAUUAUCCCCAUUUGUGCCCUCUGUAA